CAUCGGCUUGCUGCAGCUCUUCCUCGCCAGCACCCAAUCCAGGCCGAGCGCCGUGCAGCCAGCACACAGCUUUUCCUAGCUGGCCCUGCUGCCUAUGACUGGGCUGUCUUCACCACACUCCUGCGCCAAACCGGUGAGAGCUUUCUCUUACUCGUCCUGGGCCACCACCCAGCGAUGAGUCCGUCCUGAUCUCGCACGCUCCCAAUCACACUUGGACAGUACACUCUCGACCGCUCCGCUCCGGACCACGCCUCUUCUUUGCCUCUGGUCGUUGCCCGCACGGAGGCUCUGCUCCAAGCGAGCCAGCGUCUGACAGGUGUUGGCGUCGGGAGUACCCAUCGCCUACCAGAGAACACCGAGACAGGAGAAAAAAAAAAUUAACAAGCCCGCCCUGCCGGUCCGUUCGAGUCAUCGCCUCCACACGCGACGGACCGGGCGCCUCUUUUUCUCAAAAAGCCCUUCAGCCUUACAUCGGCCCUUAUUAUCGAUAGUAUCCGCUGCUUACCCUUCACGACCUGAUCUCCCAUACGCACUCCCCGUCGUCCCGUGCUCCUGCGACGGCACCUGAACCUCACCUUGCCCUCGCCUCGCUCAAGAGGGAGAGGAUAAGAGGGAACAGUGAAUUAAACAAAGGCGCCCCCGACCUAUCGAGCCAAAGAGAUUUCCUCAUUCCCACUCCCCCGAAAAAAGGGGACGGUUAUAAAAAUAAAAUAAAUUAAGAGCCGCCUAAGUCGGCACGUCGCAGCCCGAAUCGCUGACGCCCUCCAACGCAAAGGCAAGCAUUCCUGCGACGUUUCAUAGUGUCGGCCUACGUCUCGUUUCCCGCAACCUUCACGGCCCCAUCCUUUUUUAUUUUUUGACCGCCACGGCCAGCGCAUAACAGGACACAGGACUGCGCACGACAAAACCGUCAUCACCAUCACCACCACCACCGCCGCCGCCGCCACUACCACCACGAAGCCAAUAGAAAACAAUAACAACAAGAACCACAAACAAAUCGUUCUGGGAGACUGGCGAACGCACCGCUUGCUCCCGGUUCACGCCGACACACUUCGCGCGACUGGCCACAACCAGACGAGCAUGGCCAAGGGCCGCAAAGACACAGCGUCCGUCAUCGCGUCGUGCGCCGAGUAUGACGAGCGGACUGGAGAGGAAGUACAAGAGAGCAGGAAAAUCGCAAACGUCGCCGCAAAACGGUCCUCCGGCGCUCUCGUGACACCAACAGCAGGCUCGGACGCCGAACCGGCGCAGAACGCUGACCAGGUGUCCGACUCAGGGUAUUCGAGCCGCACACGGGCUACGAGCGCGAGCGCUGACUCUGUUGAAAGCACCAGGGAGAAGGCUCUCGCGCUGCAACAGCUCGCAAACGCCUCGGGCGCUUCCAACGGCGCUCCAUCCUCCAGGCAGCAACGCGACGUCGACACGCAGUCCCAACAGUCCGGCAGCACGGCAUCGACAAAGACGAAGAAAAAGGUGCAGUGCUCGCAGCCCAAUUGCGAGAAGUGCAUCGAGGUUCUCAGGAAGGCCGCCGCGCGCAAGGCAAGCCGCAAAGCAAAGGCUGGCGCGAGCGCGGACGCGCCGCCGACGACGUCGCGGACCCGGUCACCUGUCCGGACUGCAACCCCCGCAGCCACUACCGCCGCGUCCGCACGUCCGCCAGAGACCGUCGUCCAGCAGCGCCCACAGCCCCGCCGUCGCGACUCCCAGCAGCAAGGCCCUCGUCCAGCCAGCAUGUACGACAUGCCAGCCGGCGGCCUGGGCCAACCGCCCAUUCAGUCUGCCUACUACGACAGACGAGGCUAUCUGCAUCAAGGGUACCCGGGAAGGGCGCUCAUGGUCAUUGACCGCCCGGGGCCCAUGGUAUCCGCCAGGGGAGGUGCUCGAGGCGGCAUGCGCCAGGGCCCCGUUUCGUAUGAUCCUCAAGCUGCAACGAGGAUCAGCGCCCGACGCGUCCUGAAACCGACCGUCAUCCAGGCGGAACGGCCAACGUACGACGAAGAGGACAAGAUGGCACGCCAACUACGUGCAGCACAUAGGGCGCAACAGGCCGCGCAACGAGCGCCGACCCAGGCUGUCGAGGACGAAGACUGCAGCGAGGAAGAAUCCGAGGAAGACGAGUACAGCGAGGAGGAAGAAGAAGAAGAAGAAGAACAAUCCGAGGAGGAGUACGACAGCCCCGACGAGGAGGAGGCUGACGAGCUCGCCGCUGUUGCGCACUUGCGACAAUUGAAGAAGGCCCAGAUGGCUUCUACGCACUCUUACAAUGAAAGGCAGCAAAGGCGCAAGGAAGCCCACGUCAAGCAAGCGCAGCUUGAGCAGCAAGAACAACUUCGUCGGCUCGAGCAGGAGCGCAAGCAGAUGAUGGUGGACGCGGCAAGGAUGGCACAGAUGCCACCUCCACACGUGGCGCCGCCGCCAGAUUUGGGACCAGCUCCGAUCCUCCCAAUAGGCUUGGGGAUGGCGGCGGCGGCGCCGCCGCCGCCGAUGCCCCCACCGCCACCACCACCACAGUCACUGCCACUACCGCCCAACGGACUGAGCAUGCGCAGGGCCCAGCCUCACAUCACGUACCCUGACCGUCGCUCUAUGGACUUUGAUGCGUUCGACGAGCCGCUGCGAGCGACGCUCCGUGCCGUGACACCGGGUCCGUCGGGCAGCUCUGCAAACCGACGACCGUCCCUGGCCUCGAGCGGCGCUACCAAGGCCACGUCGUACUCCAACCCAAUCAAUCCUCGCGUCACGGUAGAGAGCGCUCGCAGUGGCCGACGCAUGUCGUACAUGGGCAGCGAGAGGCGCGACCAGCUCGAGAAUAUGCACGCUGGCUUCCAGGAGGAUCAGUCAAGGGAGCUGCGUCGCAUCAUCGCUGAGACGCUCCAGAACGAGCUGCAGAACUUGAACAUUACGCCGACACAGAGCUUCAAGGUCGACAUGGCCAUGGACGACAAGCUCAGGAACGCGAUGAAAUAUCAGGCCAACACCGACAGCGUCGCACAACACCGGCGCCGCGACACUCUGACCGAUCUCUCUAGCGUCCCGCUCACGGCCGAUGCGCUUCGCCGCAAGGCUGGCUUGCCCAGCUACACCGGCUCGUCGAGAAGCAAACACUCGUCCGAGGAAGAUCCCUCACUGAUCUCGGCCGGCCAUCGCAUAAUGGCUGGCUCCGAGGCCGGCGCCGUCACGGUCAACGGGGACGAGAUGAAGGUCCGCAUCGACACCACUAACGGCUUUGAGAUGGAGUUUGAUGGCCGUCUUGUCCAGCUCAGGCCCGUCGGCGACGGCACCACUGCCGAGCUCAUCGUUGGCGGACGUCGCGAGACGGCUUACGCGUCUACCCGAGGCUCGGCGGCCACCAAGUCCGUUUUGGGACGUCAGCCUUCCCACCGUGAGCGUCGAAACACUCGCGAGGACGACUAUUCCGACGACGAUCGCACCGAGCGUCGUACCGUCUACGCGCAGGAAGAGCGCGACCGCAUCUAUGAAGAGGAACGUGAGCGCCGUGCCGCCGUUCGCAAGGAGCGAAAAGAGCGCAAGGAACGCAGGGACCGCAAGGAGCGACGAGAGAGGCGUGAAAAGCAACAGCCGACACCGCAUCGUCGAACAGCUCGCUACGAGGUUGAGGGUGACUAUGACGAUGACGUCGAUUCUUACACGUCGGAGUCAUACACUUCUGAGGAUGAGCGUCGCACGCAACGGCCCGUCCGUCGUCGCCGCGCAAAGACGCAGACCGAAAGGUACGAACGUCGGCACAGUCCGUCUCCACCAAGGCGCCGUCACAAAGAUGACGGCAACUACCACUAUCCACCUGGGUACGGCAAGCAGGCUGGCUUCAACCCCAGUCCUGCGUUCUGAUUCUUCUAUCAACUACGACCAUCAUCACUACCACCACAACCACUCCUCCCGCCCCCAAGCGACUACGAUCAUGACCACAACCACAAACCGAUAGUAUCCAGAAUCCCUGAUCACAUACCCAUCCGCACACACCAUUGACGCAAGGCGGUGAUGAUAAGACGACGAUUAUGUGCAUGAUGUUACGAGAGCGAAGAGAGCAUCCUGAGCGUUGAUUUUGAUUUUUUUUGGUCCCCGAAUUCCUCCCGAAAAAGCCGUUUUCCCUCUCUCCAUGUAAAGCCAGCAAGGUUGGAACCUCAAAAAGACUUUUGGAACUCACGUCGCUUGCAUGUCGACGAAGAAGAGAAAAUGCUUCCAUACCACACCUUCCCUCCCCCCCCCUUUUUUCACCCUGUUUUCCGCUUUGGAUUGACUGCGUAUCUUUUGUCUUCUAAAGCCGACACACUUUUUGUUCCAAUUCGUUUGCAACACCAGAUUUCGGGUUGCUGUUGUACCAGGUUUUCUCCUUUCUACCACUUACCGAUGCAGGCCGACAGGCCAGACGUCGUGUCAUUUAUGUCGAUGUUGUCUCUCGUACGAGCGUCUGUACAAUGCGCCGUAGCAGCACCAGCAAGUUGAGCUUGCUGCGUGCAUUUUGCUUCGCGCAUUAGUUUUUUCGGCUUGGAGGUUUAUUUUUUGUUUACCCUUGCUUCUCCUUUUUUUUUUGCAGGCAGCUGCUCAGGCCGCGUUUGAUGCCCCCCUUUCUGUAGAUACCCCCCAUCCCCACCUUGAGCCCGUUUUGGUUCAUAUUAAAGAGAAAGAGUUGGAAGUUACCCGCUUUCCGGUCACGUCACUCAAAUAUACCCAC
This is a messenger RNA of Verruconis gallopava, 4693 nucleotides long. RefSeq lists its product as uncharacterized. The coding region runs from base 1081 to 3849 and encodes 922 amino acids. NCBI's taxonomy places the organism in Eukaryota, Fungi, Ascomycota, Dothideomycetes, Venturiales, Sympoventuriaceae. The record is from RefSeq and is a predicted model, not a curated record. The transcript has a single exon.